Molecule: messenger RNA, 3158 nt
Organism: Perca flavescens (yellow perch)
Lineage: Eukaryota; Metazoa; Chordata; Actinopteri; Perciformes; Percidae
Gene: selenon
Product: selenoprotein N
Exons: 12
Biological process (GO): skeletal muscle fiber development; calcium ion homeostasis
Cellular component (GO): endoplasmic reticulum membrane
Source: RefSeq, a predicted model, not a curated record
UAGCUAACCGCUGGUUUCCAUGUUGGUUUCGCCCCGGACAAACGUUUUUUAAACAUUAGACACCUGUGAAAAACAGUGAAAUCACACAAAUACAUUUGAAAAUAGAACCAGCUGAUGGAUAACAGGUUACCAAUAACGGUUUGAACUUUCCCCUAAGAUUUGUGCAGAGAAUAGCCCACUAUUAGACCGAAUCACGGAGUAACUACGGAGUGUUCACAGCUAGAUUGAGCAAAUGAGUGCUUUUAUUUUGAGCCCACAAACGCCCAAUAUCCGGUUUCAUCCUGGCUAUUACUUGCUUACUUUAACCACUUCCAUAUGGCUCUAGAUUAGAUGUGGGAAAUAAGAAAUCUGUGCUGCUAGCUUACAUCACACAGCGGUUGCCAGCGAUUGUAACGGCAGGAACAGAUGCGCGGUCCCCGGCUACAGGAUAACAGAACUGUCGCUGUAUUCGAAACACUUUAAGGAAAGAAAAGAAAGUUUUAUAGUGAUAUUAUAGUGAUAUUUCUGUUGGUUGCUUUUUUGGGACGUUAUUCGACGACUAUGCUCUCGUCUAAAUAGCUGUGGUGGAGGUCGAGGAUGGCCGCAGACGUGGAUAAAAAAGAGGAUGAUAGCAAACAUUCGCAGCAGAAUGGGCACCAGAGUCCGAGCUAUGGAUCCUGGAUCUGCAGAGGGAUCUGGACUCUGCUUAUAGUCGGUGCUGUCCCUCUUCUCGCCUUUUGGAUCAAGUAUUACCAAGAUGCCCAGCUCCUCAAGCGUCAUGAAGAGAGUGUUCGAACUCUGGGUGCCGAGGGGCUUUUUCUCUUCUCCUCCUUAGAUACCGACCAUGACCUUUAUCUCAGUCCGGCGGAGUUCAAACCUAUUGCUGAGAAACUCACAGGAAUAACACCCCCAGUGGAUUUCGAGGAGGAAGUGACCCAUGACCCCAACGGGGAGACUUUGACGUUGGAGGCCAAAAUGCAGCCUCUGCUGCUCGACUCCAUGACAAAAAGCAAGGAUGGUUUCCUCGGGGUGUCUCACAGCUCUCUGAGUGGGCUGCGCUCAUGGAAGAGCCCAGCAGUGCCUUCUUCUUCCUUCUCUGCCAGCCAAUUCAGGGCCUUCUUGCCCCCGAAGAACAAGGUAGCAGUGGGAGACACGUGGUGGGUGAUUCCUAGCGAGCUCAACAUCUUCACUGGGUACCUGCCAAACAAUCGUUACCACCCACCCUCACCAAAGGGCAAAGAGGUUCUCAUCCACUCCUUGUUGAGUAUGUUCCACCCGCGGCCCUUCAUCAAAUCACGCUUUGCUCCUCAGGGCGCAGUCGCCUGCAUUCGUGCCAGCAACGACUUUUAUUUUGACAUUGUGUUCAGGAUUCACGCAGAAUUCCAGCUCAAUGAUGUUCCAGACUUUCCCUUCUGGUUCACCCCGGGGAAGUUCACCGGCAACAUUGUUCUCUCUAAAGAUGCAUCUCAUGUCCGCCACUUUCACCUCUACGUCCCCAAUGACCGGUCUCUGAAUGUGGACAUGGAGUGGCUGUACGGGGCCAGUGAGAGCAGCAACAUGGAGGUGGACAUCGGAUACCUGCCACAGUUAGAGCUGCAGUCCACGGGCCCGUCCACUCCCUCCAUCAUCAUGGAUGAGGAGGGCAACAUCAUCGACAGUCGAGAUGGCGGCGGCGAGCCGAUCCAGUUUGUCUUUGAGGACAUCCACUGGACCUCAGAGAUUAGUCGGCAAGAAGCCACCCGACGCCUGGAGGUCACUUUCUACCCCUUUCAGAAGGUGUCCUACCUGCCUUUCUCAGAAGCCUUUGACCGAGCUGCAGCAGAGAAUAAACUGGUGCAUUCCAUUCUGCUUUGGGGAGCAUUAGACGACCAGUCCUGCUGAGGUUCGGGGCGAACUCUUCGGGAGACAGUCCUGGAAAGUUCGCCCGUCCUGGCCCUGCUCAACCAGAGCUUCAUAAGCAGCUGGUCUCUGGUCAAAGAGCUGGAGAACAUGCAGGCUGAUAAGCAGAACCCUGUGUUGAGUGAAAAGGCCCAAUUACACCUGGAGAAGUACAACUUCCCUGUGGAGAUGAUGGUGGCGCUGCCCAAUGGAACUAUUGUCCACCACAUCAAUGCCAACUUCUUCCUGGACCAGACGGCCAUGAAACCAGAGGAGGAAGGAGCAACUUUCAGCUUCUCUGGUGGGUUUGAGGACCCUUCCACUUCCACUUAUAUCAGCUUCCUCAAGGAGGGGUUGGAGAAAGCCAAGGAGUACCUAGCACAGUAAUUUGCGUGCGCGAUAGAGACUGAGAGACUAAAGAGGAGGAAAUGAUUAUCAUUCCGAGUAAUGAUCCAAGAUAAGGAAAACCCUCCCAACAAUCACGUAGAGAAGCCUUCUCAUCAGUGUUGGCAGCUGAAAAACUUUUUGGCCUUCUGCCCUCUUUACUAUUUAUUUGGGCGUCUCUCCUGGUCAGAACAUUUUAUAAACCGUUUUUGUAUUGUGACAAACAGUACAGGGAAAUAUUGCUUUUCAAACCUAAUGUUACUGUCAAUAUGGUAUAUUUUAUUGAGAUACAAAGCAGUGACAGAUAUGUAAACACAUUUAGAUCUGCUCUCUCUGUUUGUAGCUGCUGAUUAAAGGUGAUGUAAAAUGUAGACCGAGCCCAACACACCAAAACAUCCUGAUAUAUUUCUUCUUUUAUAUCCCAGUGCCGCAUGUGCAAUAUUUAAUGAUCGAGUGUGUCUUCCUGCUGCUGAGUGUACCCAGAGACGGUGGCCCGGUGCAGCUGUUGCCUCUAGUUGUGCUUCAGCAGUUUGUGAAGACGUUGCCUGAAAGCUCUCUCGGGGCCGGGUGACGCCUGAUGUUAUUGCUAAAGCUGCUGGAGGGAACACCCCUCUCUGACUCGGUGGACAAAAGCAGCAGGAAAUACUCAACUGUGGCACAUAAAAUGUUUUAAUUUGUUGUUUUUGAGUUUGAAACCAAAUGUUGAAUAUUUUGCAGAUUUUCUGUUUUUUUUUUGAAUAAGUUGUGACCACACCAAAGAUAUGAAAUAUGUACAGGAGCUGGAUUGCAGCUUGAACAGCUGUUGAGGUUCAUAUUUAUGUAACUCAAUGGAACCAAUUGGUCAUAUGUUUGAAACUGAGAGGCACUUACUACAUGUACAGUUUUCCUCUUUUAGGAUCCAGUCGAAACAAUGUAUU